Messenger RNA from Parasteatoda tepidariorum (common house spider), 3099 nucleotides. NCBI's taxonomy places the organism in Eukaryota, Metazoa, Arthropoda, Arachnida, Araneae, Theridiidae. The record is from RefSeq and is a predicted model, not a curated record.
UAAAGUCAAAAAAAAAAUUUUUUUCUAGGUGUUAAGUUAGGAAAGUUAAAGUCUUCUCCUCAAGAUACUUCAAAACUGGAAGCUUUAUCAGAUUUACAGAAGAAAAUCAAAAUAACUGCUGAAACAUGUGGGGGAAAAAUAUAUGAAGAUGAAUACAGCUCCAAGUCCCAUAUCCAGAUGCCUGUUCACCAGAAGGACAAUGCAAAUUCCAACGAUUCUAUGAAAAAUGCAAACAAUUUUAUUGAAAAAACACCUAAGCAGAGUUUGAAACUUGUAAAGAAAAAUGAUGUCCUACUCAAAGAGUCUAGCAAAGCAGCCAAAAAUUCGCUUGAAAGAACGCCAAAGAAAAGCUUGAAGUAUAUAAAGAAAAACAGUACUCCCUCUCCAAAUAUAAGUGCUCUUCAAGAGUUGCAGGAAAACAUCAGUUUUGAAGAAGGAAAUUCUGGACAAAAAAGGUAUAACCUGCGUAGCCGGACGAAUUCUCCAGUAUCACCCUUCUUUGCACAACAAGCUUUAGCUGGUGUUAAAUUAAGUUUUGGAAACAGAUUGUGAAAAUGUAUUUCACUUAAAAGAUUUUUUAUAGCAUUUCCUGUUAAAAAGUAAUGUGAAUUUUUAGUUACAAAAUUUUUUCUUUUUUCAUAAAACUUGUGGAAAACAAGUGCUAUCAUUAAGCUCUUUUAUUUGUAUUAAAUUUAAGUUAAAAAAGUAUAAAAAUUUGUUACUCUAUCUAUACUUUUAAAAUGCGCGGUUUCUCUGUAAAAAAAUAUAUAUAUACUAUUUUAAUUGUGUUUUAUUAAUGGAAUAUAACACUUACAACUAUAUAUGUGUGUAUGUUCAGGGGUCUGUCCAGGCCGAAUUUACUACCGUUUAGCGGUAGUUUCACAAAUUCAACUUUAGGAAAAACGGUAGCUUCACAAAUUCAAUUUUAGGAAAAACGGUAGUUUCACAAAAUACUUUUUCUUAAAAUUUUAUUUUUGUAUCCCUUAAGAAACGAUAAAUCCAUAUUUUUACCAUAUUUUUGUGUAGAUUUUUAAAUAUGAUUUUUAAUUUUUCACAAAUUAUGUCUAAAUUUUCACAAAAUAGGUACCUCUAAGAAAAACCUAGACAGACCCCUGAUGUUAUAUCUGUUGUGUUGCACUCUUAUAUUAUUAGACCUUAAUAUAUUAUUUACAAAAUUAAAUUAUCAGUUAUUUAAAGUUUCUCUAUCUAUCUUAUAUAUAUAAUUUUUGCUUUUGUAAAUUAACAUGAUUUUACCCAAAUAUAAUUUUAGUUAUCUUUUGUAUGUCUGGUAGCAGAACUGAUUGAGCAUAAAAUAUUUGGUUUAGUUUGAGGGCUCACAGAGAAAAUAAACCUAUAUCAGGGUUGCCACAGGCCACUAAAAUGCAACUAUUUUUGGCAUGAGACGACUAUGGCAACUUUUUUUUGCCUGAAAAGGCUAUAAAAAAAAAGCGACUAUUUUAGGAAAAGGAGACUAUUGGAAGACUUUUCUGUGCUCCUAGCAAUGUUUUUUCAGCAUAAAUUGGGUUCAAAGUCUGCAGCCCACGAUAGCUUUUGAACACACAACUUUUUUUUCUUAAAAAGUAAACAAUUUUAAAUUGCCAAUUUCAGCCUUCACUUUUUAAUUCGUUUAAUCUGCAGAUUCCAUUGCAAAUAUUUCGUUUCCCGGUCUCCUUUUCCAUGGUUAUUGCUUUGAAAUUCUGCACGAUUUUUAAAAAAACAAAUUUUAAUACAUUAUGAUAUGUGAAUUUCAAAUUUGAGUAAUCACUUUUCACAAUAUAUAUGUGAGUGUAUAUAUAUUUCCUAGAUAAAUUAUUAAUAAAAGGGAAAAUUGUGCUAGAAGAUUAACGUUUAUAAAAAAAUUAUCAUUUGCCACCAACUUGACUAAAUGGAUCAUGGUAUUCGACAAUUAAGUCAUUAACAAAAUUUUAGUCAUAGUUUUGAUGAAUCUUUGUUCUUAUUUAGGCAACUAUUUUCAUGCUUUAGGUUACUAAAAGCAACUAUUUCGUCCAUUUUUUUCCUGUGGCAACACUGCUAUAUUUAUUUAUCUCUAAAAUCUAAAUAUGUGAUUGUUACUGCCUUUGUAAAUUGACAUGGUUUCGUGCAUAUGUAAUUUUAGCCAUUAAUUGUAUGUCUGGUAUUGGAAAAAAAUAUUUUGCAGCUUGCAUAUUUAACACUUUGCUUACAGCUGGUACGACUGAUGGUCCAAAAUAAUAGAUGUUUCGAAUGCCUUAAGCAAAAGGUUAAUAAUAUAAAUUUGCAUUGCUUUUUAACUUUGAGUUUGCUUAUUAUCUUUUCCCUUCUCACUUCAACUGAUGCAAACUAAAUCUCUUGCACUGACUUUUUAUUUUUUUCGACUUAUAUAUAAGUAUAUAUAAACACAAUACAGCUAUUAUUUAUAAUUUAUUGUACUAAUUGAAAUUUGAUUAAAUGGCAAACUAUCAUUUAUUUUAGAACUAUAUAGAACCCUGACAUAAUGUAUUUCUACAAUGAACUUUUUCUAUGAAUUAUAAUCAGAAUUGAUUGUAUUUUAUGUAAUAUAAAAAACAUUUCGAAAUCAACUUUUUGUUACAUUUAAAGAAACUAUUUUUAUUUUUGAAAAACGUAAGGUCUAAUAAAGUUGUUGAGAAAAUGUUCUUCAGAUAAAAUCUAUCAAAAGUGAUAAUUUUGGCAAAAAAAAAAUUUCUCUUUGUAACUCUAAUUGUAAUUUUCUAAAUUUGCUUUAGAACAUCCUAUUUGUUCAACAUCUGUAUUUAUUUUUAUCAUCUGAGUUUAUUUAUUCAUUUAAUUAUUUUGUACAUUGUAAUGAUAAUUAGUCGAUGCUAGUUAUUAAUACUUAGGAAAUCUGGUUUAAAUUACUUUAUUUUGUUAUGUCUAUUUAAAAUUGUCACUCACUAUUCAUUUAUUUAAAAAUAUUUUGAACUUGUUUAAAUUUUUAUGUAUUAAUACAGAUUCAAUAAUUUAUUUCAUAUUUAUUGCUAUUUACUUCAAAAUGAAUAAUGCAAUGAAUGCAUUAAUUUAAAUAAUUAUAACUUUAUAUAAAUUUUUACUAUAUCUUGACUUAUAUCAUUUGCCCUUUUAAUAAAUGUUUCAUAACUUCAA